Messenger RNA from Mytilus trossulus (common blue mussel), 1574 nucleotides. RefSeq lists its product as uncharacterized. The coding region runs from base 102 to 1052 and encodes 316 amino acids. The record is from RefSeq and is a predicted model, not a curated record. Lineage: Eukaryota; Metazoa; Mollusca; Bivalvia; Mytilida; Mytilidae. The transcript has 10 exons.
GGUACCUUGGCGACGUUCAGUAGAGUUGUCGCUUUAGAAGUAAAGAGAACGCUUAUAGUGGAACUUAAAAAAAAGUUUGAAAAAAACAACUAUUCUAAAAGAUGGAGAGUAUUUCAAUUUCAAGACUUGACUUAAUCUUGAAGCAGUUUAUUAGAAUUGACCAGUAUAAAGGAUACUGUAGGCUUUUGAAGGAAUAUGCAAUGGAAGCAUUUACAGUAAAUGGAAUGCCAGCACCAAUAUAUGUAGCGAAGAAAAUGGCAUAUUCCCAGGAAAAUGACUAUUUCGGUAUGGUUGAAAUGAAGGACUUGUUGGUGCCACUUUGUAACACCGCCUAUCUUCUAAACUGUCAGACACCAGACAAUGCUGUCAUGAAAGAAAAGAAACCAAACUUUGACGUGACAUUUGAUUCUAGUAUUUUUCAAGAUAUUAUAAUAAUGGAGAAGGAAGUGAGUCGUAAAAUAAGGAGUCAUAUCAUAUGUCUGGAGGGACUCAGGGAUUUACAGAAAGAUUGUUGGUUCUGGGAAAAACGCCUGAAACACAGGAUCAAUAGAUUGGACACUUUCUUGGAGAAAAACACAGAUGACGGACAAUAUGUUACUAGUAAGCUUAAAAACAAAUAUGACAAGCUAGUAUUAAAGCAGAGUGAGGCAGCAAAACGUUACAGAGCUAUCCUGGUUUGCUUCCAAGAAAAAAUGGAAGAUGAGAAGAAAUUGAGAACAGCUGUUUUGCAGAAAGUGGCUGCCAUCCGAGAAAAAUUGUCAUCUGUCAUGAAAGAAAGCUUAACCCAUGCCUACAGUGACAUGAUACAGGCUGCAUACAUGGCAACGGAACAAGACGGAUUUAACUUGGUUGAUCAACAACUAAUAGCAGUUAAUAUUGAUGGCAUCGUUGAUAAGUUAUAUGAGAUAACAUCAGCCACCUACAACACACCAGUACCUGAGGAUUUUAUCCAAGCCACUGGAUCCGACGAAAAGUUGGCCGAUAUAUAUUACAAGAAGUGUGAUUUUGAAGUACUGGGAAAAUCACAGACUGAGAAAAAAAUCUUUGUUUGAAAAAAAGGAGAGUGGUGAAGAAGGCUGUUUCUUCCCCAUAAAUGGCGGAAUUCGAAUAAAUCCAGUUACUCGUGAUGAAAAAUGCAGAGGAAUAACCAACAUCAAAGCAGGUUAUCAAGUUAAAUUAAAGUUGUCUUUAAUGGAAGGACAUAUUGGUUUUGGGUGGGUCAGACAAAAUGCAUUCUUUAGAAGAAAGACAUGGGGAUUUUAUUUCCUGACAUCAGAAGAUGUAACAACAACAUCAACAAAAGGUGUGACAUCAGUAGCAUCACUCAAAGCUGUUCCAACAAUUGACGUAACCGAUUGUUCGAACGAUUAUAGAGAACAGGGGGAUAGUCCAUGUGUUAUUGCCAAGGAAAACGACAAGAACGAAAACACAGAAAAGAAAGAACAAGAAGAUGCAGUUAUCGUGCCUAUGAUCGAGAAAAUUAUUGCUGAAUGUAUUGACGAGAUAAAACUUGAAGAAAAACUAUUGGUAGUUUGAAUUGGAAAAAACAAUUAUAAGCCAAAUGAAUGUUUGAA